This is a messenger RNA of Loxodonta africana (African savanna elephant), 2101 nucleotides long. It is a transcript of the gene LOXL1, whose product is annotated as lysyl oxidase like 1. Gene Ontology annotation, molecular function: copper ion binding; protein-lysine 6-oxidase activity. The record is from RefSeq and is a predicted model, not a curated record. Bases 1 to 1767 code for a protein of 588 amino acids. The transcript is spliced from 7 exons. Lineage: Eukaryota; Metazoa; Chordata; Mammalia; Proboscidea; Elephantidae. Gene Ontology annotation, biological process: collagen fibril organization; peptidyl-lysine oxidation.
AUGGCUCUGGCCCGGGCCGGCUGGCCGCUGGGGGCCCUGGUGUGGGGCACCUGCCUCGGCGUCCUGGUGCACGGGCAGCAGAUGCAGCCGGGGCAGGGCUCAGACCCGGGGCGCUGGCGGCAGCUGAUCCAGUGGGAGAACAACGGGCAGGUGUAUAGCCUACUCAACUCGGGCUCAGAGUACGUGCCGGCCGAGCCUCAUGGCGCCGAAAGUAGCUCCCGGGUGCUGUUGGCAGGCGCUCCCCAGGCUUCGCAGCGGCGCCGCCAUGGAAGCCCCCGGCGUCGGCAGGCCCCGUCCUUUCCCCUGCCCGGGCGCAUCGGCUCGGACACUGUGCGCGGCCAGGCGCGGCACCCAUUCGGCUUCGGCCAGGUGCCCGACAACUGGCGCGAGGUGGCCGUCGGGGACAGCACAGGCAUGGCCCGGGCCCGCACCUCCGUCUCCCAGCAACGGCAUGGGGGCUCCGCCUCCGCCUCGGCUUCGGCCUUCGCCACCACCUACCGCCAGUCGCCCUCCUUUCCGCAGCAGUUCCCUUACCCGCAGGCGCCCUUCGUCAGCCAGUACGAGAACUACGACCCCGCCACGCGGACCUACGACCAGGGCUACGUGUACUACCGCAGCGCGGGCGGCGGCGUGGGCGCGGGGGCGGCGGCCGUGGCCUCGGCGGGGGUCAUCUACCCCUUCCAGCCCCGGGUGCGCUACGAGGAGUACGGCGGCGGCGAGGAGCAGCCCGAGUACCCGCCCCAGGCCUUCUACCCGGCCCCAGAGAGGCCCUACGUGCCGCAGCUGCAGCCGCAGUCCCCCGACGGCCUGGACCGCCGCUACUCGCACAGCCUGUACAACGAGGGCACCGUGGGCUUCGAGCAGGCCUACCCGGACCCAAGCCCAGACGCGACGGCGCAGGGCAACGGCGGUGCCUACGGCGGCGACCCUCGCCUUGGCUGGUACCCGCCCUACGCCAACGUGCCACCCGAGGCCUACGUCCCGCCGCGGGUAGUGGAGCCGCAGCCUCCCUUCCGCGUGCUGGAGCCGCCCUACCUACCCGUGCGCAGCUCUGACGCGCCCCCGCCCGGCGGGGAGAGGAACGGCGCGCAGCAGGGCCGCCUCAGUGUGGGCAGUGUGUACAGACCCAACCAGAAUGGUCGCGGUCUUCCUGACUUGGUCCCAGAUCCCAACUAUGUGCAAGCUUCCACAUACGUCCAGAGAGCCCAUCUGUAUUCCCUGCGCUGUGCUGCGGAGGAGAAGUGUCUGGCCAGCACAGCCUACGCCCCCGAGGCCACUGACUAUGACGUGCGGGUGCUGCUACGUUUCCCCCAGCGCGUCAAGAACCAGGGAACGGCGGACUUCCUCCCUAACCGGCCUCGGCACACCUGGGAGUGGCACAGCUGUCACCAACACUACCAUAGCAUGGACGAGUUCAGCCACUACGACCUGCUGGACGCAGCCACGGGCAAGAAGGUGGCCGAAGGUCACAAGGCCAGCUUCUGCCUGGAGGACAGCACCUGUGACUUUGGCAACCUCAAGCGCUACGCAUGCACCUCUCAUACCCAGGGCUUGAGCCCAGGCUGCUAUGACACCUACAAUGCAGACAUCGACUGCCAGUGGAUUGACAUAACUGACGUGCAGCCCGGAAACUACAUCCUCAAGGUGCACGUGAACCCUAAGUACAUUGUUUUGGAGUCAGACUUCACCAACAACGUGGUGAGAUGCAACAUCCACUAUACAGGUCGCUACGUUUCGACAACAAACUGCAAAAUUGUCCAGUCCUGAUCUCAGAGCGGACGGACAGACAACCAAUCUCUCCCCUUCCCAAAGCAGGCCCUACUCCCCAGGCAGCUUCCUGCCAGAAUAAACCUGGCCCAAGGGGCCCAGCCCCCCAACCCACAGGCAGGGGAAGCUGGACGUCAGGGGCAUCCCUCUCCGCCGGCCUCAGGGAGCGCACGUGGACCAAACCCACAGGGAUUCCAGAUGCCAACCCCGUUUUUGUACUUAACUUUUCUCUGAAACUUUGUUUUGUUGGUUGUUGGUUUUUGUUUUUUAUAUUUUGGCCAUACCACAGAGCAAGAUUGCCCAGGUUUGGGCUGAAUAAAACAAGGUUUUUCUA